Messenger RNA from Phytophthora sojae, 882 nucleotides. RefSeq lists its product as hypothetical. Gene Ontology annotation, molecular function: syntaxin binding; soluble NSF attachment protein activity. The record is from RefSeq and is a predicted model, not a curated record. The transcript is spliced from 5 exons. Gene Ontology annotation, cellular component: SNARE complex; vacuolar membrane. Gene Ontology annotation, biological process: SNARE complex disassembly; intracellular protein transport. The coding region runs from base 1 to 882 and encodes 293 amino acids. Lineage: Eukaryota; Oomycota; Peronosporomycetes; Peronosporales; Peronosporaceae.
AUGUCCGCCGAAGCCAAGGCCAACGACUACCUGGCGCAGGGCGAGAAGGCGCUGAAGAAGACGUCCUUCUUCUCCUUCGGCUCCAGCUCGCAGCGCAAUGAGGACGCCAGCGACUUGUUCGAGAAGGCGGGCAACCAGUUCAAGAUCGCCAAGAACUGGCAGAAGGCUGCGGAGGCCUACGAGAAGUGCGCGCGAUGCCAAUCGCGCCUGAAUGAGAACUCGCGCGCUGCCCAGUUUUACCAACAGGCGGCCGAAGCUCUGGCGAAGGUGAACCCCAUGGACGCUAUGGUGCACUUCAAGACGGCGAUCUCCAUGCUGUGUGAUGCCGGUCGCUUCUCCAAUGCCGCCAAGCUGCAGAAGCAGAUUGGCGAGAUCUACGAGCAGCAGGACAACAAGGAGGAGGCGCUGGAGGCCUAUCGCCAGGCUGCCGACUACUUUUCUGGAGAGAACCAGUCGUCCUCGGCCAACAACAUGCUGCUCAAGGUGGCGCAAUUCUCGGCUGAGCUGGAAAAGUACGACGCGGCGCGCGAGAUUUACGAGACGAUCGCGAAGUCUUCCAUGGAGUCAAACCUGCUCAAGUUCAACGCCAAGAGCCACCUGCUGAAUGCUGGCAUCUGUGCACUGGCGACCAAGGAUAUGGUUCUUGUGCAGAUGAAGUGGGAGGAGUUCCAGGAUAUCGACUACACGUUCGCAGACAGCCGUGAGGGCAAGUUCCUGCAGGCCAUGAACCAGAGUUUCGAGGCUUUCAACGCCGACGCAUUUGCCGAUGCCGUGUUCCAGUUUGACACCAUUUCGAAGAUCGAGCCGUGGAAGAUUACACUGCUGCUGCGCAUCAAGGAGAGCAUUAUCGGCGAGGUCGACGUCGCGCAGGACCUGACCUAA